This is a messenger RNA of Saccostrea cuccullata (small rock oyster), 2006 nucleotides long. RefSeq names its product probable E3 ubiquitin-protein ligase MID2. Gene Ontology annotation, molecular function: zinc ion binding. The record is from RefSeq and is a predicted model, not a curated record. The transcript has a single exon. NCBI's taxonomy places the organism in Eukaryota, Metazoa, Mollusca, Bivalvia, Ostreida, Ostreidae. The coding region runs from base 4 to 1890 and encodes 628 amino acids.
UUGAUGGCGUGUUCCAUAACGGAAGAGAAAGGCGUGGGUAACGUGGACAUUUCUAAAUGUCCAAUAUGUUUUGAGCAGUUUAAAACGCCGCGUGUCUUGCCAUGUUCGCAUGUAUUUUGUCACGACUGUGUUUCUUCCCAUAUUGUAUCUACCUGUCAAUCAAAGGAAGACCCAUUAGGAUUUCAAUGUCCUGUCUGUCGAGAGUUUGUGCCUGCUCCUAGUUUCUGUUUAAAUUUUAAAGACUGGAGUCAGCAUUUUCCAACCAAUAGAUCAGACGGGGAUAUUUCUCUCAAAGUAUGUGAAGCCUGUCAACGAGAUAAUGAAUCAGAAGGGGCAGAUAACUAUUGUUUGUUUUGCUGUGAAGCACUUUGUGAUAUGUGUGCAAAGGAUCACCGAAAAAAUCGUACAUCUCGGGAUCACAAGAUCUGCCGUCUUGACGAGAUGAAAUGUGUGCCUGAGUUGUCAAAAAUUUCUUCAAACAUCUAUUGCGAAAAACACAAGGAUCGACCGAUAGAGUUGUUUUGCAAUGAUCAUGAGGAACCAUGCUGUGCAAUGUGCUGCAGCACCGAACAUAGAAAAUGUGAAAGCGUAGAAACCAUUGAACAAAAGGCAGAAAACGUCAGAAACAGUGGACAAAUAGAGGAAUUAUCAAAGGACAUCAAAAAAUUUGGCCAAAAACUUUCAGAUACAAAAUGUAAAGAAGAACAAAACAUCACAGAAAUAGAAGAUGAGGCAGAUGCUAUAAAAAGUGAGGUACAUCGUGUGAAAGAAGAAAUUAUUCAGAAUCUUGAAAAACAAGAAAAUGAGUUUUUAGACAAAAUGUCAACACAAAUAAAACAAUGCAAGGAAAAACUGACAAAGAAUAUAGAAACAGUUGGUGAAAGAAUUCACUUCGUGGAACUAUGUCAAAAAGAUAUAGAGAAAGCUACAGGUUUACAAGGUGUCAGUUUUCUGAUGGAAUUCCUCAAAACCAAGAAAACAUUGGACUACAUCAAGAAUAAAAAAGUAGAGAAAAUUGAGUUCAAAUUGCAAUCCAAUUUAGAGCUUGAUUUUAAAGCAGUUGCAAAUCUCUUAAAAAUUGGAAACACUGAAAUCAAUGAAAAAAGAGAGAGUUUAUCACAUAUGGUUGACAAUAAAACCUUCAAAUUUGAGUUGUAUCAAGAGUGGCAAUUACCAGGUAGCAGCAUUCGUAGUGUGGUUUUUCUUUCUAACACGGAUAUGAUAUUCCCUGACUGGAACACAAAAACGAUAAGGAGGUACUCUGCCAAAAACGACAUUUGGAAUUUUGAAAAAGAGAUUAUGCUUGGACAUGGUAGCUUUGAUAUAAAGCAAAAUGGAGAUUUUUAUUUUGCAUCAGGCAUUUCGAGUCGUAUGAUAUCGGUUCUCUCAGCUGAGAAUUUUCGAAUGAAGCGUACAAUCAACGUUGGUACUGCUUGUUAUGGGAUCUCAUUUUGGAAACAGUUCCUAUAUAUAGCAUGUAACACAUCAAUUAUUAAAAUGGAUACAGAGGGAAAUAUUUUGAAAAAUUAUCCAACAACAAACGGUGUCCAUUAUGUUGCUUUGGCAAAAAACGGUCAAAUAGUUUUCAGUGCAUAUAAGGGAAAACAGUCAGUAGCUGCAAUAUCAGAUGAAGGUAACAUUGUCUGGACAUACAGUCAUGAGAAAUUAAGACAUCCCUAUGGUCUUCAUAUUGACUGUGAUGAUGUCAUAUAUGUGGCAGGGACAAAUAGUAACAACAUUCACAUAAUAUCCAGCAAUGGGGUUCUUCUACGUCUGAUUGAAGAUAUGCCAAGGCCUGCGUUUUUCAUAUUGAACAAGGAAAGAACUAUUUGUUGUAUGGGAACAGAUGUAUGGGAUACUAGGAUUAAGAUGUAUUCAAUUAAGUUUUAAAGCUUUUACAUACACUUUAGUCGAAGCACAGUUGUAAAUUUCCAUUCCUGUUUGUAUAUUCAGUUUGACAGUAAAAAGAAAUCAAAAUUGAUGUGCCCUCCCCCUCCUUUUUUCUU